Messenger RNA from Dunckerocampus dactyliophorus (ringed pipefish), 1708 nucleotides. RefSeq lists its product as uncharacterized. Lineage: Eukaryota; Metazoa; Chordata; Actinopteri; Syngnathiformes; Syngnathidae. Gene Ontology annotation, molecular function: protein binding. The coding region runs from base 74 to 961 and encodes 295 amino acids. The transcript is spliced from 8 exons. The record is from RefSeq and is a predicted model, not a curated record.
GCAGACACAGCACAAGCAAUUGGAAGCUGCAGAGAAGACGUCACAGCCAACUGAUCACAGAAGAACUUGCAACAUGCAGAGGAAGGUGAAAGGCCCACACGCCCACAAGAAGCCACAAAACCCCGUCCACCCGGGCUUCUUCUUGGUCACUUCGCUUGUCUUGGUCGCCGUGGCGACUGCAUGGCCGUGGCCUAACCUGUCUUGGCCGUGGGACUCCGUCGCCGUGGCACAAAGCACCCAGGCCACUGAUGCCCCAGACCAGAACCUCCUGCAGGAACUGACAACCAUGAAACAGGACAUCAAUGAGUUGAAGACCCUCUUGAAGAAUCUGGUGACACGUGUGGAUGAGCUUGAUGAAAGAACAGCAGCUAUCGUCCACAUUGAGAAUGUGACCCGUAUGGUUGAAACACAAGCCGCAACCAUGCAGAGUCUGACCACACUCGCGGAGAAGAUUGAUGGAGUAGCAAAAAUUGCGCAAGUUGAGGUUCUGACGGCACGUGUGGACGCUCUUGAAAAAGUGAAAAAGGAGCAAGUGACGGGUCUGACCACCCGAGUGACGAAGCUGGGAGCGGCAGCCAGUUCGGUGGUAUUCUCAGCAAUGAUCAAACAUGAGAAUACAUUCAACAGUGGGGAGAAGGUGAUCUUCUCACAAGUGCAGACCAACGAGGGUGACGACUAUGACAAUACCACAGGCAUUUUCACAGCACGCAUCAAGGGCCUCUACUUCUUCACCGUCACCAUCCACACGCAUGGGGGGGACAUUGACCUGUAUGUGUAUAAGAAUGAGGAGGACAUGAGCCAGCUGUAUAACCCCACUGCAGGAUAUCAUGGCAGUGAGACCAGCAGCUUGGUGAUGCCACUGGAGAGUGGAGACACCGUGUAUGUCAAGGCUUAUAAGGGCAGAGUCCAGAGUUACACCCAACAAAGCAUGUUCAGCGGCUUCCUCAUCCAUCCCAUGUAAACUAGAUGGAGGUGAGCGCAUCCAUCCAAGAUAUUGAUACCAGGGCAGUAUCGGUAUGGGACGGAUGCUCGCACGAUGAGACGGCUAGAUGAGUUUUCUUUAUUCAAUUAACCGUGUGGCUUUUCAUGUGUGUAAUAUUCUACAUGUUUGGUAUCAGUGAUAUCGGCUGGUCUGAUCCAGUUGUCUACUGAUACUGGAACCGCACGUGUCAGGAUUGCUUUUUCAACAGCUGCCACAGGCUGAUGACACUUAUCGCAUACGCUAACGUUUACUAUUUGCGUGUACUCCUACCUAACCCCGAUUAAGGGACUGUUUGCAAGCGUCGCUAGAGGGCGCUAACUGGAAGUACAAUAGUAUUUUACUGGUGACAUGCUAGCCGUGGGUGAUGCCAAACAGUCUCUUUUAAAUGUUGAUGUAUUUGUACAUCACAGUGGAAACUUGGUUAGUGUCGUCAAUUCAUUCCAGAAGGUCCCGACUCCCAACCGAAGCCAUUUCAACACAGUCAGAAUUUUUGCUGAUGGCAUCAUAGAUCGGCGACGUAGCUGACCUCCUCGGUUGCCAUUCUGUUAGCAAGCGCACGAUGCUAACACAUGUUUUGUGAUCAUGAAGUGUACCAUAUUGAACGCAAACUGAGGCUACAUUUUGGAUGAAACAAAAUGACGUUCUGCUUUUUUUCUUUGAUACCACAUUUUGAAUGCUUCUAUGCUACUGGAUGUUUGGAUUUCCUUCAUUAAAUCAAUAAAGUUU